Molecule: messenger RNA, 2553 nt
Organism: Hyposmocoma kahamanoa
Lineage: Eukaryota; Metazoa; Arthropoda; Insecta; Lepidoptera; Cosmopterigidae
Exons: 1
Coding region: 440-2428 (662 amino acids)
Source: RefSeq, a predicted model, not a curated record
AAGAGUUUAGUGCAAAACAUACCCGAAUGACUAAUACAAGAAUAGCUGAAGAAAAUGAAUAUUAACUAAAAACUAUAUUGUGAAUUGGAAUUGGGUUACAGUCUCGUUAUUUACUCGGCGCAACCAAUAAAUUUUAAAAGUGCUUGAAGUUAUAACAAGGUCACAUUGACCCAACUUUGAAUACUCUGUAGAAACAGCAGUUGCUAAUAGAAGGAUGGCUAAACAGUGGCGUAAUAGCGUGGUCGAUUGGACGUAUUUAUGUAUACCCAUGAAAUUUCCGAUUUCCAUACUCCGAGAAGUAAUCAUUAAAGAAAACGACUACAAUUCAGUAUUAAUAGUACCGUGAGAGUGUUCAUGUCUUUCUGAUAUAGAUAGGACGUGUGCCAAUGGCUAUGGUCAUAAAGUGAUUAUAAAGGUAAACUUAAAUAGAUAUUACAAGAUGGAAUACACGCGCUUAAGUAACCAAGAGGAAGAUGAUCUGAUUUCUCCACGGAUCGCGAAUCGCUCACGGUAUCUUCUCUUAGUAACUCUUAUUUUUGGAGGCAGUUUCUUCCUCUUUUUUCUCAACAACUACACAAGUGACAUCACAUACUACAGAAAAGAGUCCAUAUUUAAUCAGCGUAUUGUUGAUAAUGACGAGUUUUUUGAUAUCAAUACCGAGGGAUGUAUUAUACCUGUCAUGAAACCUCUAGAUGAAUCCAUUAUUGAGUUUGUUAAAUAUCCCAAAGAAUUACCACCGUGUCCUAAUUCUAAUUAUCCUCUAACUGAACAUAAUUAUACUCACUUAUGGAUAAACAAAAAUAACGAAACCCUAUUACAUUACAAAAUAAACAAUCAAGAACAUCUUACUUGUUGCUACAAAUCAUUUUACCGACCAAAAGCCGUUAAAGAUGUAUACUCGCAUAAUAUCGAUGACCGGAUAGUUUACAACAAAUGUGUCAGAUUUUCCGAUGUAAUAAAAGUUCUCAGUGAUGAGUUUGUUGCAGUCGAGUGUUUUUAUGGUGAAAAAACAGUGUACAAACAGUAUUAUAUAUUCGCACCUAAAAAAAAAAUUAUCUUGCACGAUAAAGCAGUAGAAAUCCCUGAAAAUAAGUCCGCUUACAAUGUUAUAAUUUUAGGAAUUGAUAACGUGUCAAGAAUGAAUUUUCAUCGUACCAUGCCUAAAACUCUACACUAUCUUUUAGACAACGGUGCUAUAGAGCUAAUGGGUUAUAAUAAAGUAGGUGACAACUCAUACCCAAAUCUAGUAGCCUUACUAUUAGGCCACAAUGCGGUAGAAGUUAAACAGAUUUGUCAGCCGUUCGAUCACGUUCCAUUUGAUGAAUGUCCAUUUCUUUGGCAUUGGUAUAAAGAGGCUGGUUAUUAUACAGCAUUUGGUGAAGACAUCUCCUCCCUUGGGACAUUUAAUUAUCUUAGCGAUGGCUUUGUGAGAAUACCUACCGACUAUUACAUGCACCCAUUCUUGUAUGAGGCUGAGAAGAAAGUUGGUACUAAUAAACAACUUAAUUCAAAGGUAUGUAUGAGCGAUAAAUAUUCAUACAAGGUUCUUUUGGAUUACGUUGAACGUUUAACAGUCACACUAAACCAUUCUAAAAUGUUCGCUUUCUUCUGGGAAAUCACUAUGAGCCAUGAUUAUUUAAACUAUCCAAUGAUUAUGGAUGAUAAUUACUUAGAGUUUUUAAAGAGACUGGAAGUAAAUAAAUAUUUAGAUAAAUCGAUAUUUAUUGUAAUGAGCGAUCAUGGAAUGCGAUGGGGUUCAAUACGAUCAACGAAACAAGGAAGAUUAGAGGAACUUUUACCUUUCGUAUUUAUAUUAACGCCACCUUCAUUUAAGAAUACUUAUCGAGAUGCCUUUACGAACUUGAUGAUUAAUAGUCGGCGUCUUGCUACCCCAUUUGAUAUGCAUGAAACAUUGUUAGAUCUUAUUGAUUUAGAUAAAAUUAAGGAUAAAAAGAUUGCAUUACGAACAAAAGAGUCAUAUGCGACAGAAAGAGGUAUUAGCUUAUUUCUGCCCGUACCAACAAAUCGCACAUGUAAAGCGGCUGGAAUAUCGGAUCAUUGGUGUUCUUGUCAUAUCAGUAAACAAAUUUCUCCGUUGAAACCAAAAGUGAAAGAGGCCGCUAAUCAAUUGGUAUCGCAAAUUAAUCAUUCUUUGAAGGAUCAUCCACGUUGUGCAAAUUUAUCACAAGUCGAUAUUUUAAGUGCUUCAAAAAUGGUUACCGUUACAAAAGAUAAAACAGACAAAGAUUGGACAGAAUAUUUAGUUGUUGUAAAAACUGAACCGGGCGACGGAGUAUUCGAAGCUACACUGAGAAAUACAAAUGGCAAUUGGUCAUUGAAAGGUACAGCGAGUCGUCUCAAUUUAUAUGGAAAUCAAAGCUGGUGUGUUGACAAAGCUCAUCUAAAAUUGUAUUGUUUCUGUAUUUAAAACUAGAUUUAGUUUAUGUUGCUUUACGUAGAUUGUAUACAUUUUGUGCCAUUGAAAUAAAUAUUUGUAAAAGAAAUAAUUGAAAUAGGUUCUUUUUUUGUUUUGUGCCUAAUGUUAGCUAUACC